AUGAAUAGAAAUUUAAGAAGCAACCGCGCCAAAAAAGAAUAGAUUUUAAAAAGAGAAUAAGUUAUACUGUGUAAAGUUGAGACAGAAUACAAACUAUACAAAAUAAUUUAGGAUUGGAAUGAGAAUGAUGAAGAAAUUCAUGUAUCUGAGAUGAUACCUUUUGAAAAAAAAAAAAAAAAUAAGUAAUAGUAUAAAUGUAAUGGAUAAACAACUAUUUCUUCAUAAAUUAAAUGGUGAAUAUUAAUGUUUAUUUUAGGGUUGAUAUAUAAGGAAUAUCCAUCAUUGAUUCAGAUGAAACCAUUUAUGUAGUAGACAUGGAGAUAUAUAAGUAAAGUCAAAGAAGCUUAGUAAAGGAUAUAAAAUAGUAGGUCAAAUAAUCAUAAUUAAAAUUUGAUGAUGAAGAUGAGUCUAAUGAUAAGCCAAUUAAAAAAAAAGCAAGAAAAUCAACAUAAUAAAAGACAUAAGUAGAUACUCAGUUUAGUUAAUAUGAAGAAGAGUCAAGUGCAUAAAGUUCAUCUGCAGAAGCUGAAGCUGAACCUGUUCCAAAAAAAUAGAGAUAAUCUAGAAAAACAGAAGAAAAAGAUAAAAAGAAAGGGAAAAAAAGGAGAAGAAAAAUGAAUGAAAAUCUUAAAAAUCUGAAGAGUUUUAGUACUUAAUAUGAAGGAACUGAAGAUUAUUUUAUUGAAUAUGAUAGUACAAGAAUGAAUAAUAAAGAAAUAAUAAGAGCAGCAAUUACAGGUAAUUAAAUUCUGAUGGAAAAUAUCUUAUUAGGGUAAUAAAAAAUAUCUAAUUUUUUUGAUAAAUGGGGACCAGAAUAUGAUAUCUCAAUAUUUGAUAUCUUAUUUACAAGAUAAGAUAAAAAAUUAUUAACAUAUUUUCUUUAAAAUGAGAAUAAAAGAAUUAAAUUUUAUCAUGAUUUACCUUGUUAAUUAAAAGAAAUAGAUACAGGUUAUAAUAAUAAAUAAGCUUAUGGAGUAAAAUUAAGAAAAGUUGCUCUUGGCAGAGGAAAUAGAGAAGGAAAUAAUGCAUUUGUUUAUGAUCUAAAUUAUAAUUAUGAUAUUAAAUAAGAAUGUAGAAGAUUAUUAGAGAUAGAAACAAAUUGUGAAAUGUAUGAAUAAUUAUUUAUUUAUCGAAAAUCAUCAAAAUAUGAUCACCAUUUAAUUGAUAAUGUUGCUUUUGCAGUUAGAUGUGGUAAUAUUAAAUCUGCUAAAUUCUUGAUCAAAUAUUCUUUGACAAAUAAUCUGGACGGUUAUGGAUUUAAUUAUUUACAUCAUGAUGCCUUAGAUGAUAAUUUUAACACUUACAAAUUAGAUUAAAUAAAAAAGAUAUCAAUUACUAAGAAAACUUAAAAUGACUAUCUCAUCACUCCAAUUCAUUGUGCAUGUAUUAAUCCUUCUGAAUAAUUCCUUAAGUAUUUUAUGGAAUAGACUAUGGAAUACAAUAUCUAAGAUGAAAUUGGUAGUAAACCUAUACAUUAUGCUGCUGUCUCUUAAACCUCUAAUUGUUUAGAAUAUUUAUUAGCUAAUGGUGUUGAUGCAAGAGAAGGUGAUAAAUUUCUGACUACUCCAUUAAUGCUUGCAUCAUAAUAUGGUCGUUCCCAUAAUGUUAGAUUAUUAAUUAAUACUAAUUUGAAAGCAAAAAAUAAGGAAGGGAAUUCUGCAAUUCAUUUAGCUAGUUAAAAUGGUCAUGUUGAAUGUGUAAAAUUAUUAAUUGAAAAUGGAUUGUUAAUUAAUUUUGCAGGAAGAAACAGAAUGACUGCUUUGCAUUUUGCUGCUGCCUAUAAUCAUUUAGAAUUAGUUGAAUAUUUAUUAGAUGAAGGAGCAAGAAUAAAUGCUAAGGAUAAAUUUGGAAGAACACCAUUAAUUAUGGCUGCUAGAAAUGGUAAUUUAGCUAUUUUAUCAAAAUUACUUUAUUAUGGGGCAGACUUUAAAAUUAGUGAUUCAUCAAAAAAUACUGCAAUUCAUCAUGCUGCUGCUUAUGGAUUUUUAGAUUGUGUUUAAACUUUGAUUGAAGCAGGUGCUGAUUAGAAUGAAUUCAACUCUUGGAAAUUAAAACCUUUGAAUGUUGCUUAAGCUAAAAAUCAUUUUGGUAUUGUUAAAGCAUUAUUGAAAUAUGAAAGUACAGAUGUAAAUUGUAUUGAUGAUGAUGGCUUAACAUUAGUUGCAGGUUUAAUUAAAUAGUUUGAUUAAUCUAUUGAAUAAUUUGAAUUCAUUAAAUAUAUAAUCACAGAAAAAAAGGCUGAUAUCAAUAUACAAGAUAAAUUUGGUAAAACAUGUCUUUAACAUGCUUUAUCCUGCACAUUCUCUGAAUUAUUAAUAGAUCUCAUUUAAUUAUUAAUAGAUCAUGGAGCAGAUUUAAAUAAUUAAGAUAAAGAUGGUAGAUCUAGUUUGUUGCAUGCUAUUAACGGUUAAUAAUCAGAAAUCUAAAAUAAAUUGAUCAAAUUAUUGAUUAAAAAUGGUGCUAAUAUUAAUUCAUAAGAAAAAGAAAAUGGAUUAACUCCAUUUUCAUUAUUGUUAUAAAAGAAGAAUUACAAAUUAUGUCUUGAACUUCUAUAAGAAAAUUAGAUUGAGGUGAAUAUUAUAAAUAGAGAAGAUAAAACUUUGUUACAUAUUUUAAUAGAAAAUCAAUUCUUUUAUGAAGAACAAGGAAUUUAACUAUUUUAAAUCAUUUUAGAUAAGAUAAAUGCACCAUUAAUAAAUGAACCUGAUAAUAAUGGAUUUGUACCUCAUUUAAAACUCAUUUAAAUAUUUAUGAGUUCUAUUUCAUAAAAAAUUUAAACAGAAUUUUAAUCGAAUAUUUAGAUAUCAAUAGAAGAAAUAUGGUAGGAUAUUGUAAAUGAGUACAAAUAAAAGUUUUAAAAAGAAUAAUAAUAAGAAGGAACCCAAAAUCUUAAAAAAUUCGAACAACGAUUAUCUGAAUCAAUUUCUUAAGAGUCUUUUAUUAUGAUUAAUAAUUAAAAUAUAGUUAAUCAAGAGUAAUAAUUAACAAACUUAUUUAAUGAUCAAAUUGGAUUAAAUUAAUCAUCAAAUUUAUUUCAAAAUUAAAAUUCUAAUAUAUAAAUUCCAUAAUUUUAAUAAUAGAGUUAAUAAUAAUAACAAUAAAAUGUUUUUUCGAAUAAUAUACCUUAAUAAAAUAAUUUAUUUGGUCCACAACCUUCAAAUAAAUCGAAUUAUAUGAAUACUUAAACUUAUGGAUUUGGUUAAGCAUAAACUUUAUAAUCAGGAUUAAAUUUAUUUGGAUAACCUUCAUAAAUUUAACCUUAAACUAAUGUUUUUUCAUUUGGAAAUAACAAUAGUCUAUUUGGAUAAUUUUCAUAAAAUAAACCUUCUUUAUAUGGAAAUAUCAAUAAUAUAUAGCCUUCUAUUUAGAGAAAUACACCUUUUUAAAAUUAAAAUAAUAAUUAUGGAUUUUCAAAUUCUUAUAAAUCACCUGAAGAAUAAUUUUAGAUUGAAAUUUAAUAGAGGUUAUAAAAGGCUGAUUGUCAUUUAUAUGCAAAAUAUUUUUAUUAUGAUAAAUUAUAAGUUUAAGUAGGUAUAUCAUCUUAAAAAUAAACUUAAUUAUAAAUGAAAAGGAUUGAAGAUGGAUAUUUCUACUAAAAUUAGAUAUUGAAAUUAUUAAAGAUUUUAAUUUAAAAAGGAUCAAAUAUAAAUUUGAAUGUUAUGAAAGCAAAAUAAUUAAGAAUUUAAAAUUAAAAUUAAACUUCAAAUUAAACUAAUAUAUUCCAUUUAGUUUUCUAAUCAUUUCCUAGUAUCUCUUUUGUAAAGGAAUUAUUAUAAAUAUUCCCAAAUGAGAUGCUUACUAAAAUGGAUUCAUUUGGUACUCCUUUACAUUAUUUUUUUAAAAACUUUAACAAUGGUUAAGUCAUAUUAUAUAGAGAUAAUGAAACAUCAAAUACAUUUUUAGAUUAUAUGAUAACUUUAGGCUUAGAUUUUAAAGAAAAAAAUAGUAAUGGAGAUACUCCAACAUUGAUGAUAGCUUUAAAAUACAGUUCUUAAUGGAAUUCUCUUUUAAAAAAAUUAUUAAGUUUAGGAGGUUAAUUAAAUGAUGUAAAUAAUUAGAAUUAAGUGCCUUUAAAUUCAUUUGUAGAGAAAACAGAAUUAUCAACAGUAAAGAUUUUUUUAUCAGAAUUUAAAGUGGAUCCAAACUUUUAAGAUUAAAAAGGAAGAACAUCACUUCAUUAUGCUAUAAAUUUUAGUAAUCCAAAUGCAAAUGCAAGUUUUUAAAUGGAAUAAUAAUUAAUAAAAUUUGGAGCUAAAUGUGAUAUAAAAGAUAUAUAUGGCAGAACUCCAUUAUUUUAUUCAUUUACUAAAUUUAAUGAUCCCCUUUCAACAAAAGAGAUUGAUCCAUUUGAAUCAGUUUCUUCUUUAUUAGCAUAUAAAGAAUGCGAUGUUAAUGUUUUGGAUAGAUAUUAAAGAUCUCCAUUACAUUAUGCAGCUUUAAGAGGAAGUGCUAUUUCAGGUAGAUAUAUGAUAAAGAUGGGAGCAGCAGUUGAUAAUCCAGAUAUAUUUAAGAAUUCUCCAAUUGCAUAUUCUUUCUUUUAACAUGCUAAUUUUAGUACAAUGUUGAUUGAUAAUAAGGUAGAUGUUAAUAAAGUUAUCAAUAUUAUUAGUUUAUAGGAUUUGAUAUAAGAGAAAGAGAAGAUUUAUAGAGAAGAAAUAAAGAAUGAUCCAGAAAUUGAUAAAUUAAUGAUUAUUGAAGAUGAAAAUGAAAGAGCAUUAAUAGCUGCAACAUAAAAUUAAUGUCAACAAUUAUAUAUAGAUGAUGUAUCCGACGAUGAUGAUGAUGAUGAUUAAGAAGAUGAGGAUCUUUCAAUAGAGGAAUCUUACUAAGAUGAUUCAGAGAAGAAUGUGUUUUAUUCUCGUAAAAGAGAAAAAUAGAAAUUAACAUAAAAAACACCUAUUGAAUUUGUGAGAAGUUAAGCAGAUAAAAUAACUUAAAGAGAAAGAUUGAUAUAAUAAAAAUUAAAACAAAAGAUUAAUUAGGAUUUAGAUAUACCAUAACAUUUACAUAAUAAUUUAUAAACUGGAGAAUAUAGUUAUUUUUCUUAAGCAAUAAAAUUUGGAUGGUAAGGUGUUGCUUAUUUAUUAAUUAGUGAUGGAUAUGAAUUUGUAAAAGCAAUUCAAGAUGCUAUAAAUGCAAAUUAAUUUUAAUUAGUUUUAACUCUUUUAAUGAAAGUAAAAAAUGAAAAAGACUUAUCAAAAUUAAAUUCAAAUGGAUAAAAUUUAUUUCACUUAUUUGCAUUAUAUUCAGCUUAAGUGGCUUCAGAUCUUAAAUUAGAAAUUAUAGAAUAAUUUGAAUAAAAAAAUAUAAGUCCUUAUGUUUAAGAUAUAUAUUAAAAAUUACCUUUACAUUAUGCAAUAUCAAAAAAUAAUGAUUCAUUAGUUGAAUAUUUUCUAUAUAAUAGGAAAUGUGAUCCUAAUUUGAUGGAUAAUACAGAAAAUAAUGCAUUCACUUUACUUUUCUAAAGAAAUUAGAAUUAUAAUUUUGAUAGAAUGAUUUAAUUAGGUUUAGUUGCUGAUGUUAAAUUCAAAAUUUUGAAUACUAAUAAAUAUAUUAAACCAUUCAUGUAUUUAGUUGAUCACUUAAAAAUAUAUGAUUGUUGGACUCUUUAAAAAUAUGUGAAUUAUGGAAUUGAUAUUAAUGAAUAAAAUGAAUAAGGUUUAACAGCAUUAAAUAUUGCUAUUAAAAAUAAUAAUUUAGAAUUUGUCAAAUUUUUAAUAAAUUAGCCUACAUUUAAUAUUUCACUUUCAUUACGUGAUUAAGAUGGAAAAACUCCUAUUCAUCAUGUUGUUUUACCUUUAGAUUUUGGUUCUUAUGAAAAUUUAGAAAUGUUGAAAAUUUUAAUGAAAAUAUUUGAUUAUAACUUAACAGAUAAUAAUGGAUUGACUCCAUUAGAUUAUGCAUUAAUAUUUGAUGCUUAAGUUAUGAAGGAAGAACUUUUAGCUAAUAAUGCUCAUCAUACUAGAAGCUUGAGAUAAUAAAGAAUGGCUACUUCUGUAAUUGCUACUGCAUUAUGGCCAGAUCAUGAAGUUGAUUUUGAAGAGGAUGCAUUAAAAUUCUUAGAUAAAAAAAGUAUUCAAAUCGAAGCUGAAAUUGAUAAUAAGUAAAUUGUUGAUAAAUAAGCUAAAAUUGCAAAAGGAGAUUUAAGAGUUUAUGAUGAUCCAGAUUAUGGUCUAUGGUAAUGUUUACUCUCUAAAGUUGAUAUUGUUAAUAGGAAUUUUCAUAAAAAUGUAUUUUAUAAGAUGCAAAUAUUAUUUGAUAAAAAUAGAAAUAAUUAUAUUUUAUUUACAAAAUGGGGUUAAAUAGGUGAAGAUGGAUAAUUCUAAAUGACUCCAUUUGAAGAUUUAGAAAGUACAAUUAAAGAAUACUGUAAAAUAUUUGCUGCAAAAACAGGUGGCAAUAAUUGGAAAUUAAUAAAGUCUGGAGAAGAAGAAUUUGAUAAAAAACCAGAUAAAUAUUAACUUAUUAAAUGUUAAAAUAAUAAAAACUAUAAAUCUCUUUUAGAACCUUUUGAUUUAAGUGAGUCUUCAUUAUAUCCUAAAUGUAAAUUAGAUCCUAGUAUUUUUUAAGUUAUUGAAUAAUUCUCUUAAGUUAAAUUAUAUUAAUAAGAAUUAUAAAAUCAUUCAUUUGAUACAGGAUUUGUGCCAAUUGAAAAAUUAGACAAAAAUACAAUUCUAAAAGCAAAAGAAAUAUUAUUAGAACUGAAAGAAAUUGUUUUAGAACUUAAUCUAUAUAAGAAUUAGUUAGAUGUUGAUUUAAAGAGAUUAUAAUAAUUUUAUUCAGAAAUUAAUGAUAAAUCUGCAAGAUAUUAUGAAAUAAUACCAUAAACUUAAAUGAGAUAAAAUUUAUUACCAUUAUUAGAGACAUAAGAAAUAAUCAAUACAUAAUUACAACUAUUAGAAUUAUUAUUAAAUGUUGAAUAAUCUAUUAAAAUAUUACUUGGAGCAAAUUUCAAUUUAAAUACUAUUCAUCCAAUAACUUAUUGUUUUAAUGCAUUAAAUAUUAAAAUGCUUACAUUAAAUUAAUAGGAUUUAGAAUUUAAAAUGAUAUAAACUUAUAUUUAUAGAACUUAAUGUGUUAGAAUUGCAAAUAUCUUUGCUAUUGAAAGAAAAGGAGAAGCAUAGAAAUUUGAAAAAUUUAAUCAAGGACCUAGAAUUCUUUUAUGGCAUGGAUCUAAAAUUUCAAAUUUUAUGAGUUUACUUGCUUUAGGAUUAAAAAGUAAUUGAUAUUUAUAAAAUUAUAGUUGCACCAUCAUGGGCAGUAAAUACAGGAGCAAUGUUUGGUAAAGGGAUUUAUUUUGCAGAUCAAUUUUCAAAGAGUUAUAAUUAUACUUAAGAUUAUACAAUCAAUAAUAGAUUUGGAUAUAAUUCUUAUUAUGGAAAUUAAUGUAAUACUAAUUAGUAUUAACGAUAUCGAUAUUUAUUAUUAUGUGAAGUAAGUUGUAUGAAUUAAAUUGACUCAUAUAAUGAUCCACAUUCUAAUUGUCUUCAAUAUUAAAGUACAAAAUUAAUUAAAUUUAUUAGAGCCUGAAUAUACUCUUAAAGCUGUUGGUUCAAAAGGUCCUGAUCCAAUGUCAUAAAUAAAAAUGCCUAAUGGAUGCGUCGUUCCAAUAGGAUAAAUUAUUUCUAAUACAAUCCCACUUCAAUUAUAAUAAAUGAAUAAAAAUUUAAGUUUCUACACCCAAAAUACUGAAUAUAUAGUCUACGAUGAAAGUAGAGUAAAAAUGAGAUAUUUAGUGCAAAUUGAUUAAUGA
This is a messenger RNA of Paramecium primaurelia, 7753 nucleotides long. Lineage: Eukaryota; Ciliophora; Oligohymenophorea; Peniculida; Parameciidae. The record is from the annotation of a GenBank genome assembly.